Messenger RNA from Phacochoerus africanus (Common warthog), 1662 nucleotides. RefSeq names its product general transcription factor IIH subunit 3 (gene GTF2H3). The record is from RefSeq and is a predicted model, not a curated record. Gene Ontology annotation, biological process: nucleotide-excision repair; regulation of DNA-templated transcription. The transcript has 13 exons. Gene Ontology annotation, cellular component: transcription factor TFIIH core complex; transcription factor TFIIH holo complex. NCBI's taxonomy places the organism in Eukaryota, Metazoa, Chordata, Mammalia, Artiodactyla, Suidae. Bases 355 to 1161 code for a protein of 268 amino acids.
AGUAGCGAAUGCAUUCAUUCAUUUAGUAAAUAUUUUUGGAGCGCCUCUUGUGUUCCAGGCGUUUCUUUAUGCUCUGGGGCCGUAGCAGUUGUCCAUGCAUCCUUCAAGUGUUUUAAUCAGUAUAACAAUCUUGUGAGGGAGGCCGACCUGGUGUGGUCUCUGUCUACAAAUAAGGAGGUGGAGACCCAAAGAAAGAAAUUCACAGGGACAUUCCAUGUGUAUAGCUACACAUCUCUCCUGACAGAAGAUGAAUUGAAUCUUCUAGUAAUCAUAGUUGAUACCAACCCAAUUUGGUGGGGAAAGCAAGCAUUAAAAGAAUCUCAGUUUACUUUAUCAAAAUGCAUAGAUGCAGUGAUGGUGCUAGGAAAUUCUCAUUUAUUCAUGAAUCGCUCCAACAAACUUGCUGUCAUAGCAAGUCACAUUCAAGAAAGUCGAUUCUUAUAUCCUGGAAAGAAUGGCAGACUUGGAGACUUCUUUGGAGACCCUGGCAACCCUUCUUCUGAAUUUAAUCCCUCAGGAAGUAAAGAUGGAAAAUACGAGUUGUUGACAGCAGCAAAUGAUGUUAUUGUUGAAGAGAUCAAAGAUCUAAUGACCAAGAGUGACAUAGAGGGUCAACAUACAGAAACUCUGCUGGCGGGAUCCCUCGCCAAAGCUCUCUGCUACAUUCAUAGAAUGAACAAGGAGGUUAAAGAUAAUCAGGAAAUGAAAUCAAGGAUAUUGGUGAUUAAGGCUGCAGAAGACAGUGCGUUGCAGUAUAUGAACUUCAUGAAUGUCAUCUUUGCAGCACAGAAGCAGAAUAUUUUGAUUGAUGCCUGCGUUUUAGACUCCGAUUCAGGACUUCUGCAACAGGCUUGUGAUAUCACGGGGGGACUGUACUUGAAGGUGCCUCAGAUGCCCUCCCUCUUGCAGUAUUUACUGUGGGUUUUUCUUCCUGAUCAGGAUCAGAGAUCUCAGUUAAUCCUCCCACCCCCGAUUCAUGUUGACUAUCGGGCUGCUUGCUUUUGUCAUCGAAAUCUCAUUGAAAUUGGCUAUGUCUGUUCUGUGUGCUUGUCAAUAUUCUGCAAUUUCAGCCCUAUCUGCACUACAUGCGAGACAGCCUUUAAGAUUUCUCUACCGCCCGUACUGAAGGCCAAGAAAAAGAAACUGAAAAUGUCCUCAUGAUAGUAAAAAUUUUUUCUCCAUCAUGUAGAGCUGUUAGUAGAUAUUGUGUGGCAGAAUCUUUGUUAGGAAGAUUCUGGGAAAAAAAAAAAAAGAUAUGUGUAAGGUAAUUUUAAUGAACUUUACUAUUGGACAUAUUUAUAAAACAUCAUCCUUAUCCUGUGCUUCUGGGGGCCUGAUUUGAGGGAGUCAUUCUAUGCAAUAUAUCCUAAAAUCUCUUCUGACUGGUUUUUGUCCAGAAAGAGGGAAAAAAGCACAAAUUUGUAAUUUUUUUUUUUCUUCAGUGAGAUGACUGUCAAAGCUAGUCUGUCCUUACUGAUUGUAGGUGUCAAAACCUAUUACCCAAGUCUAGGUUCUUCCUGUGAAAUGUAUGAUGUGAAAUUUGAGCACAGUUUUGGAAAAAGUGACUAUUUAUGGAAGAGUGGUGUUAAUCAAGAUAGAACAGGUUACUUGAGUUAACAGUUGACUUCCACAAUAGUCACCUAAAUAAAACCCUUAUCAUCU